This is a messenger RNA of Mastomys coucha (southern multimammate mouse), 2910 nucleotides long. It is a transcript of the gene Pxk, whose product is annotated as PX domain containing serine/threonine kinase like. The record is from RefSeq and is a predicted model, not a curated record. NCBI's taxonomy places the organism in Eukaryota, Metazoa, Chordata, Mammalia, Rodentia, Muridae. Bases 124 to 1671 code for a protein of 515 amino acids. Gene Ontology annotation, molecular function: ATP binding; phosphatidylinositol binding; actin binding. The transcript is spliced from 19 exons. Gene Ontology annotation, biological process: endosome to lysosome transport; protein targeting to lysosome; early endosome to late endosome transport. Gene Ontology annotation, cellular component: extrinsic component of endosome membrane; early endosome; late endosome.
CGCGGGGCGGUGCGCGUUGACAGCAGUGGCGGCGGGACGCGGCGGGACGCGGCGGGUGGCGGGGCUCGGCGCCUCCGGUUCCUGCCCGGGCUUCGGAGGCAGCGGCAACGGCGGCGGCCCGGGAUGGCCUUCAUGGAGAAGCCGCCGGCCCGCAAGGUGCUGCUGGACGACACGGUGCCGCUGACAGCGGCCGUCGAGGCGAGCCAGAGUCUGCAGUCGCACACGGAAUAUAUCAUCCGGGUGCAAAGGGGAGUUUCUGCAGAAAACAGCUGGCAGAUCGUCAGAAGAUACAGUGACUUCGAUCUACUUAACAACAGCUUGCAGAUUACAGGCCUAAGUCUGCCUCUUCCUCCCAAGAAACUGAUUGGAAACAUGGACCGCGAGUUCAUAGCCGAGCGGCAGAGAGGCCUGCAGAACUACCUUAAUGUCAUCAUGGCAAACCAUGUCCUAGCCAACUGCGAGCUGCUUAAGAAGUUCCUAGACCCAAACAACUAUUCUGCAAACUAUACUGAGAUCGCCUUACAGCAGGUUUCCAUGUUCUUCCGAUCAGAACCAAAGUGGGAGGUGGUAGAACCACUGAAAGACAUAGGUUGGAGGAUAAGGAAGAAAUAUUUCUUGAUGAAAAUUAAAAACCAACCAAAGGAGCGGCUGGUGCUGAGCUGGGCUGAUCUUGGUCCAGACAAGUACUUGUCAGAUAAAGAUUUUCAGUGUCUAAUCAAACUUCUGCCUUCCUGUGUGCACCCUUACAUAUAUCGUGUGACCUUUGCCACAGCUAGCGAAUCAUCAGCAUUGCUGAUUAGAACCUUUAAUGAAAAGGGAACUUUGAAGGAUCUGAUCUACAAGGCAAAACCAAAGGACCCCUUCCUAAAGAAAUAUUGCAACCCUAAGAAAACCCAGGGCCUUGAACUCCAACAAAUAAAAACAUAUGGACGGCAGAUAUUAGAGGUACUAAAGUUUCUUCAUGACAAGGGGUUCCCCUAUGGCCAUCUCCAUGCAGCCAAUGUGAUGCUGGAUGGCAACACUUGCCGGCUGCUAGACCUCGAAAACUCGUUACUGGGCCUUCCUUCCUUCUACCGAUCCUACUUCACACAAUUCAGGAAAAUCAAUACAUUGGAAAGUGUAGAUGUCCACUGUUUUGGCCACUUACUCUAUGAAAUGACUUAUGGACGACCUCCAGACUCUGUGCCUGUGGACUCCUUUCCUCCUGCAUCAUCCAUGGCUGUGGUGGCCGUGUUGGAGUCUACGCUGUCUUGUGAAGCCUGUAAAAAUGGCAUGCCUACCGUCUCCCGGCUCUUACAGAUGCCAUUAUUCAGUGAUGUUUUACUAACAACUUCUGAAAAGCCACAGUUUAAGAUUCCCACAAAAUUAAAAGAGGCAUUGAGAAUUGCCAAGGAAUGUAUAGAGAAGAGACUUAUGGAGGAACAGAAGCAGAUUCACCAGCAUCGAAGACUAACGAGAGCUCAGUCACACCAUGGGUCUGAGGAAGAAAGAAAAAGGAGAAAGAUCUUAGCUCGAAAGAAGUCAAAACGAUCUGCUGUUGAGAACAGUGAAGAGCAGCCAGUGAAGCACAGCAACUCCAACAACUCAGCAGGAUCUGGGGCCAGCUCACCUCUCACAUCCCCAUCAUCUCCAACUCCACCUUCCACAGCAGUAGAGCAUGCACCACUUUGAACGUGAAUUUUCGGACUGUCUUCAGCAUUACCUCCACCUCCUCCACCACCUCCACCUCCACCUCCACCAGCAGGUCCCUCGCCAACCUCAGGCACAGAGAUGCCUGCUCCGUUCCUGCCCCAGGCUGUGAAUGGUGUGAACCGUGGGGCCCUGCUUAACUCCAUCCAGAAUUUCCAAAAGGGAACUUUGAGGAAAGCCAAAACCUGUGAUCACAGUGCUCCUAAGAUAGGUUGAUACUUCUUGGUAACACAGGAGGGCAGGCUCUUCUUCUUCCGUCCCACCCCACCCCUCAAGUCCCUCUUCCUAGGUGAGUUUUCCCACAGCUUCCCUCAAGUCCCUUCCUGGGUGAAUCCUUGCAGAGCCAGUACAGCCAGUCUUGCAGACAUACUCCAGUUAGGAGGCUUUUCAAGAGGGAAGUGCUCUCCAAACAGAAUAAAGUGGGGCCAGCACUGCUGCCUUAAUAUUUUUGCUCCUUGUGAUGCUAAUGGGCUUCCUUUAGGGGCAGCAUCGGAUGUGUAUCAUUUUCACCAGCGAAAGGAAAAUGAUAGAAAAUCAAAAGCAAUGACAGACAGUAUUCUGUCAUAGCAGCAAAUGGCCUUUGUCACCUUGUCCUUCCCACUCUAUUAGAAGUGUUCUCAUAGGUUAUUCCUUAGGUAGCUCCCAUGAGUGCUACCCUCAGUUCACCUCAGAUGUUCACACUGUAACCAAGGCAGUUAUACUGCUGAGGCAGAGAAGCAGGGCCUCUUCACUCUCCUGUACACAGGGUAGAUAGGGGAGUUCUUCAGAGUUCAGUGGGAAUCACUGCUGAGUGAGAACAGCAAGGCUAGAUUUGUAGUUCUCAGCUACAAUGUACCAGAACAGGACAUUAACCACAUAUAAAGCUCUUGCCAGUUAAAGGGUUGUCUUAGUCCUCAGCAAUUAAAUCCAGUUUGGAAUAGAGGGAGGGCCAACAUCACCAAGUGAAUCUGGCAUCUAUAGUAAUCACUUCUGAUUUGAUUUAUCCAACUUCAACAUCUUUUGAUAUUAUUCAGUUAUCAGAAAUCUUUUAUCCUAUGAUUUGCUUAAACCCUUUAAAUAAAUUGCACUUUAAAGGAUUAUAAAAAAAUCCAUUUUAAAAUUCAAAUACACACAUCAGUGUUGGUUACUAUGCAGAAAGAAUGUUAUUGUGUAUAAUUUCAUGUAAUCUGUGAUAUAUGUUCAGCUGUAUUUUUUAUUAAAAUAAAUCAUGUCAAGAAAGUA